AUGCAAUUUGUACCCAUAGAAUUUAGUCCAGAAAACCUUAGUGGAAUGUUUGGUUCCAUAUCGAUUGCAUGCUGGGUGAUCGUUUUCGUACCACAAAUAUAUGAAAAUUUUUAUAGAAAAUCUGCAGAGGGUCUCUCUUUAUUAUUCGUGGUUCUGUGGUUAGCAGGUGAUGUCUUUAACUUACUUGGUGCAAUGAUGCAACAUUUACUGCCUACCAUGAUAGUAUUAGCCGCAUAUUAUACUGUUGCAGAUAUAAUCCUAUGGGCACAAUGCCUAUGGUAUGAUAAUGAAAAAAAAGUCGAUCCAAUCCAUUUAUCUCCUGCAAAUCCGAUGAAUGAAAAUGUGUUACAAGAUGUAUUCAACGAGCGUCAACCACUAUUGUCGAAUGGUCAAGCCAGUAAUCUUUUGGAUGUCAAUGAGGAUUCAAGAACUAGAGCUAUCGAUACUUUAAUAGAAAUUGAAGAAGAACAAGACGAAUUAUCUCAAUCUAACAACUUGUAUAAUUGUUUCAUUGUGCUAUGUGUUGUACUCGCUGGGUUUAUAUCAUGGUACGUGACUUACUGUAGUAAGAUGUCGAAUGGUGGGAACGAUCAUAAGAUACCAGUGAAACCACGUCCUGUCGAGGUUAAUGUCCUCGCACAAAUGUUUGGAUAUUUAAGUGCUGCAUUAUACUUAGGUUCAAGAAUUCCUCAAAUAUUAUUAAAUUUUAAGAGAAAAUCUUGUGAAGGUAUUUCUUUCCUGUUCUUUUUAUUCGCAUGUAUUGGUAACAUUACUUUCAUUCUAUCUGUGCUUGUGAUAUCCUCGGAUCCUACAUACCUUAUGGUGAAUGCAUCCUGGUUGUUAGGGAGUUCUGGUACAUUAGUCAUGGAUUUUGUCAUUUUUGGUCAGUUUUUCUCAUAUGGGGUAGGGAAAUCUGUAUCAUUGGAUUCUCAAGUAUAA
Molecule: messenger RNA, 939 nt
Organism: Maudiozyma barnettii
Lineage: Eukaryota; Fungi; Ascomycota; Saccharomycetes; Saccharomycetales; Saccharomycetaceae
Gene: YPQ1
Product: cationic amino acid transporter
Exons: 1
Coding region: 1-939 (312 amino acids)
Biological process (GO): basic amino acid transmembrane export from vacuole
Cellular component (GO): fungal-type vacuole membrane
Source: RefSeq, a predicted model, not a curated record